Messenger RNA from Helianthus annuus (common sunflower), 2235 nucleotides. RefSeq names its product CSC1-like protein At3g54510. Lineage: Eukaryota; Viridiplantae; Streptophyta; Magnoliopsida; Asterales; Asteraceae. Gene Ontology annotation, molecular function: calcium-activated cation channel activity. The coding region runs from base 69 to 2015 and encodes 648 amino acids. The record is from RefSeq and is a predicted model, not a curated record. Gene Ontology annotation, cellular component: plasma membrane. The transcript has 9 exons.
CACCUCAGCUUCAUCCAACAGUAUUCCUUCCUUCCGUCGAACGCCGGAGAAUCAGACAAUCAAAUAAUAUGUCGCCGGAAAGCUUAUUAGCCUCUGCAGGAAUCAACAUAGGCCUUGCGAUCGUCAUCCUCUGCCUCUACUCCGUCUUCCGGAAACAGCAUUCCAAUGCCAACAUAUACUACCCCCGUCGUCUCUCUCUUAACCAUCCCAUUUCAUUCGAUCGCUCAUUCACCCUUCGCCGCUUUCUUCCCUCCUUUGAUUGGAUCUCUGAAGCGGUUAGGGUUUCCGAGGACCAAAUUCUCACUACCUGCGGCCUUGAUGCACUUGUUGUUAUACGAUUCUUCAAAUUUGGGAUGAAGUUUUUUGCGGUGUGUUCUGUGGUGGGAUUGAUGGUUCUUCUGCCAGUCAACUGUUCUGUUUCUUCUGAUUUGUCUCCAACCUCGCGUUCCAUGGAUACUCUCACAAUUUCAAAUGUUCCUAAAGGAUCAAACAGGCUUUGGGUACACUUUUCAUCGUUGUGCUUUAUAUCUUUUACGGGAAUAUAUCUGCUUCACCAGGAAUACAAGAUUGUUCUUGUGAAAAGAGUUCAACAAUUGCGUAACCGGAGGAAUCAACCUAGUCAACUCACUGUUCUGGUUCGACAAGUUCCGUUAUGUGACGAACACAAAACAUUUAGUUGCAAUGUCGAUCAUUUCUUCUCUAAGUAUCAUCCUCAUGCUUAUCAUUCUUAUCAGAUUCUAUACGGUGAAAACCAUCUUGAGGAGUUGCCGGUUGCUUUUGUUACAUUUCGGUCUCGUUGGGAUGCUUCACUUGCUUCUCAAACACAACAGCAUCCAAAUCCAUUAUUGUGGAUCUCUCAAAUGGCACCAGAACCUAGAGAUGUAUUUUGGAAGAAUUUAGCGGUCCCUUAUAAGCAUGUGAUAAUUUACAGAUUCGCGGUUCUUAUUGCAGAAAUUAUUUUCAGUAUAUUCUUUGCUAUUCCCGUAUCUGCGGUCCAAGGAAUAGCACAGUUUGAAAAACUAAAGAAAUGGUUUCCUCCAGCCAUGGCUGUCCAAUUAAUACCCGGAUUGAGCUCCGUUAUUACAGGAUAUCUUCCUAGUGUUAUUCUCAGCGGGUUUCUUUAUGUUGUUCCGUUUGUUAUGAAAGGAAUGGCGGGAGUAGCGGGCUGUGUUUCAAUAAGUGAACAAGAACAAAAAGCUAGUAACAUGGUUUUCUACUUUCUAAUGGCGAACGUCUUUUUCAUGAGUGUUUUAUCGGGCUCUUUACUUGAUCAAAUCGGAAAAUCUUUCAAUAACCCACGGGAUGUCCCGAGUCGUCUCGCAGGGGCCGUCUCUGCUCGUGCAGACUUCUUUAUCACGUAUGUUUUGACGAGCGCGUUGGCUGGAUUUCCUCUUGAGAUACUUCAGCCCGGAUUACUUACAUGGGAGACUAUGAAACUGCAUACGUGGGCCCGAGGAAGAAAGAAAUCUAAUUACCUUUCUUCAUUUCCUUAUCAUAGAGUUAUUCCAUUUGUUUCUCUUUUUGUACUUAUUGGCAUCGUAUACGCAGUCAUUGCACCGUUACUUCUUCCAUUCCUAGUCGUCUAUUUUCUUCUUGGCUACGUUGUAUACAUCAAUCAGUUGCUUGAUGUGUAUGAAACAACAUACGAGACAUGUGGUCAGUAUUGGCCUCACCUCCAUCAUCAUGUUGUUGUAGCCAUCAUCAUCAUGCAAAUUACCAUGAUUGGGUUUUUUGGGCUGAAAUUAAAGCCUGCUGCAUCUAUCGCCACAUUAUUACUCCUUGUUGCCACUGUAGCUUACAACGAGUAUUGCAAGAUCCGUUUUCUUCCUACAUUUUACAAAUGCUCUGUCCAGGAUGCCAAAGAUAGUGACGAACUUGACAAAGAUGACGCGUGUGACAUUUAUCGUGAAAGAGAAAUAGAAGCCUAUCGUCCACCUUCCUUGCCUCAAACAUGUGACACGAUGGAAGAAUCAACCUCGACCUCGACACAACCAUUAUUGUUAACGACAUCUUAGUGACUCCUUUUCCCUUCUAUAAGAUAUAAGUGGCCCUCGGUUUUCCAAGGAUUAAAAGGUGGUAAGUCAUCUAUUUGCAUUUUUUCUUAACACUUUGGGUUCGUGACUCGGAACUUUACCGGCUUAAAACCGCAGAUUUUUGUUUUCUUUUGAUUCUUCUACGCCAUACUUGUAAUAACCUUAAUUGAACCCAAAAAUGUGCAAAUUUUGCUUAGCUCAA